AUGGCCUUCAUCUAUCACCCCGCCAUGGUGCUGCCCAGCACCUUCGUCACACCCAUCCUCCUCCUCCUCCUCCUCCUUUGCAGGCUGGGCCCCUACCUUGUUGCUGCCCACAGCCCCCCAGGGGUGGACUGUGUCCUGUUCAACGACGAGUACAUGACCUGCACCUGGGGGAGCAGAGAGACACUCGCAGCCAACUAUUCCCUCUACUACUGGUACGAGGACAGUUUGCCUGAGGUGGAGUGCCAGCAGUACCUGCAGGACCAGGGUAUUCGUGUUGGUUGCCACUUCAACGAGAGUGAGAUCAUUCAGUUCCGGCCCUUCCACGUCCUCCUCAAUGCCAGCCUCAACGGCAAGACCCUGCCAACUUCUAGGAAGACCAUGGAGCUGCAAAACCUGGUGAAACCAGAGGCGCCUGUGAACCUGACCGUCCGCAACAUGAGUGGCAACCAGCUAGAGCUGAGCUGGACCUCUCCGUACAGAAACGCUGAGUGCCUGGAGCACACUGUCAAGUACAAGAGCAACAAGGACACCAGAUGGACGGAGCAUCAUGUGAAAGGAGACAUCUUCUCCUUCCCCAGCGUGGACUAUGAGAAGUACUACACCUUCUAUGUGCGCAGCAAGAUCAACACCUUCUGUGGCAGCACCCAGCUCUGGAGCGAGUGGAGCAUCCCUGUGGUCUGGGGCAGCAACACUACCAGCAAAGGCAUGGCAGAGGAGCAGCCACACUGGUUCUGGAUCCACACAGUCUUGAUCCCCAUUGCCUCCUGCCUGCUUUUGUUGAUCCUCGUGGUGCUGCUGGUGCGAAUGGAAAGGGUCUGGGUCAUCCUGAUGCCCCAAAUCCCCAACCCCAGCAAGAAAUUUGAUGAGCUCUUCACCACCCAUAAUGGCAACUUCCAGGAAUGGGUUGGAGUCCCCAAAGACUUCGUGGAGAGCUUCAAACCCAACUACAGUGAGAACAUCUGCUAUGUGAGCGAGCUGUCCCCCAGAGACAGCUACGAGCCCUUCUGGGAGAGCAGCAAUGACUCACUGUCAGUGCUGCCUGGGGCCAUGGCUGCCCCCCGUGAGCACAGCCCCUACAACAGCAGCUACCUGGGAAUGUGA
Molecule: messenger RNA, 1101 nt
Organism: Indicator indicator
Lineage: Eukaryota; Metazoa; Chordata; Aves; Piciformes; Indicatoridae
Gene: IL2RG
Product: interleukin 2 receptor subunit gamma
Exons: 8
Coding region: 1-1101 (366 amino acids)
Biological process (GO): cytokine-mediated signaling pathway
Cellular component (GO): external side of plasma membrane; membrane
Molecular function (GO): protein binding; cytokine receptor activity
Source: RefSeq, a predicted model, not a curated record